Aspergillus sclerotioniger CBS 115572 is the source of this 903-nucleotide messenger RNA. RefSeq names its product kinase-like protein. The record is from RefSeq and is a predicted model, not a curated record. The transcript has 2 exons. NCBI's taxonomy places the organism in Eukaryota, Fungi, Ascomycota, Eurotiomycetes, Eurotiales, Aspergillaceae. The coding region runs from base 25 to 903 and encodes 292 amino acids.
GUCAAUUCUAACAACAUAGUCAAAAUGGGGCAAUGGUGGUUUCCUCGUUUUUUCCUUCCAACUCACCCACAGAUUCGUCGCUUUUGGGGCAUCAUCCAUCGAUACCUAAGGCGGUUUUCUCGGUCAUACUGUGGCCGGGUCGGAAUUGCCUACGAUAAUCAAAUUGCUCAACUUCCUUUUGGAUUAAUCCUGAAAUGGUCCGACGGUACUCGAAUAGAGGAAGUACUAACUAUGCAGGUUGCUAGAAAGGCUGGUCUACCAGUUCCAAGAGUCAUCUGUUAUGGAGAGCAUCCAGAUUCUCCUCAUGCACCGAUUUCUAUUCUGAUGACCCGCGUGCCUGGCAAAGAAUUAGGCCAGGUUUACGAGACGUUCAACGAUGAAGAUAAAGACGCGGUGCUCCAACAACUUGAUCAGUCUCUGAAAACAAUACGAAAAUGGAAAAGCCCAUGGGGUGAAAACAGAAUAUGUUCUCUACUAGGUACGCCUCUUAGAAGCGUCCGGGUGCCUAACCAUCUUGCUGGUCCAUUUGAGUCGGAGCAAGAACUUAACGAUUAUCUAAGAGAGCCUGCCUGGUUGGGCGGGUUUCCAUCAGAGAUGGCAUACAACGAGGCUCUCCACCGUGCUAGAAGAAUGGAUGAGAAAUCCCACAAUAUUGUUUUUACACAUGGCGAUCUACAACACCAUAAUAUCAUGGUACAUGAAGGGCGUAUCUCAGGUUUUCUGGAUUGGGAAGCAGCGGGCUGGUAUCCUGACUAUUGGGAAUUCACGACGGCACUGAGAUUCGCGCAGGAGAACUUCUGGUGGUAUCAUUUUGUGGUAUCGCUUGGCAGAAAGUCUUACUUGCUAGAACUGGAUUCUGAACGGGCAUUGACUUCUUUGACCAGUGCCUCUUAUUACUGGUGA